AUGGCUCCAAGCCACCCAGCCUCCAGCCCUGCGCUUGCUUCCAUCCUGCUGGCUCUGCUGUUAGGUGGUACAGCCAAGGCUGCACAGAUUGUGGGUGGGCGGGAGGCCCGGCCCCAUUCGAGACCCUAUGUGGCAUCGCUGCAGCUGAGCAGGACCCCAGGUAGCCACUUCUGCGGAGGGACUUUGAUCCAUCCAAGCUUUGUGCUGACAGCUGCCCACUGCCUCCAGGACAUCCCCCCACACCUGGUGACAGUGGUGUUGGGGGCCCACGACCUGCAGAACCUGGAGCCAGUACAGCAGAAGUUCACCAUCACCCAAGUUUUCCAGAACAACUAUGACCCUGAGGAUAACCUCAAUGAUGUGAUGAUCAUCCAGCUGGACCGCCCGGCCUCCCUCAGUGCCGAAGUGGCCGUGGCUCCACUACCACGACAGGACCAGCCGCUGUCCCAAGGUACCCAGUGCCUGGCCAUGGGCUGGGGCCGCCUGGGCACCCGCGCGCCAGUGUCCCGCGUGCUUCAGGAGCUGAACGUGACCGUGGUCACCUUCCUGUGCCGCCCGCACAAUGUGUGCACGCUGGUGGCGCGCCGCAGCGCGGGCAUCUGCUUCGGAGACUCGGGGGGCCCCUUGGUGUGUGACGGGGUCCUGCAGGGCGUGGACUCCUUCGUGAUCCGGGAAUGUGCCAGCCGCCAGUUCCCCGACUUCUUUGCACGGGUGUCACUCUACGUAGACUGGAUUCACACGGUGCUGCGCAGUGCAGGGACUCUCACUGGCUCGGCUACCAUCAAUGCCAAUGUGCAGGUGGCGAGGCUGCCAGCUCAGGGCCAAGGUGUGGGCAAUGGGACGCAGUGCCUGGCCAUGGGCUGGGGCAGGCUGGGCACCAACCAGCCAGUGCCCAGUGUCCUGCAGGAACUCAACGUGACCGUGGUGACGUCUCAGUGCCGACGCGGUGUAAAUGUGUGCACAAUCGUUCCACGCCGACGGGCCGGCAUCUGCUUUGGGGACUCUGGCGGGCCCCUGAUCUGCAACGGGCUGAUCCAAGGCAUCGACUCCUUCAUCCGGGGCAGCUGCGGCUCUGGCAUCUACCCCGAUGCCUUCGCACCAGUGGCGCAGUUUGCCAACUGGAUUAACUCCAUUAUUCGACGCCAGGACAACCACCCCGUUCCCCACCUCAGGGACCCAGCAACCACAAGGGGCUCCGUGUUCAGCAUGGCGCGCCUAGUAGCUCUGCUUCUCCUGGGGGUGGCUGCGUGUGUGCACAUCCUCUACAGCGGGAACCUGAAACUCUCCAGUGGCAACUUAGGUUUGGGCUCAGGGUACAGGCUUCCAGUGUGCCCAAGAGCCGGGUACUCGGCGGCACAGCCCCGGGGACGGAUCCUGGGCGGGCAGGAGGCCCAGGCCCACGAGCGGCCCUACAUGGCGUCGGUGCAGGUGAACGGGACCCAUCUGUGUGGCGGCGUCCUGCUGGCAGAGCGGUGGGUGCUGAGCGCGGCGCACUGCCUGGAGGAUGCGCCCGACCGCCUGCAGCACGUGCAGCUGCCCGUGAUGGACCGCGCCACCUGCAACGAGCGCGCCCACUACGACGGCGCCAUCACCGAGAGCAUGAUGUGCGCCCAGAGCAACCGCCGCGACAGCUGCAGGGGAGACUCCGGCGGCCCGCUGGUGUGCGGGGGCGUGGUCGAGGGCGUGGUCACGUCGGGCUCGCGCGUCUGCGGCAACCGCAAGAAGCCGGGCAUCUACACGCGGGUGUCGAACUACACAAGCUGGAUUGAUGGCAUUAUGGCCGGGUGGGGUGGCCCAAACGGAACCUACCAGCCGAAUGGAACCUAUGAGCCGAUGACGAUGGCACUAGAGUCCCAACUUUAAAAGCAUGCAAGCCUUUAAUCCUAGCUUCUCAGGAGUUUGGAAGCCAGCCUGAGCAGGAAAACCAGUGCAAGUCUUUAUCUUCAGUUAGCAAGCAAAGCAAAAAAGAAAAAGCUGGAAGUGGAGCUGUGGCUCUAGUGCUAGCCUGGAGCACAAAAGCUCAAGG
This is a messenger RNA of Dipodomys ordii (Ord's kangaroo rat), 2026 nucleotides long. It is a transcript of the gene Prtn3, whose product is annotated as proteinase 3. The transcript has 12 exons. Gene Ontology annotation, molecular function: serine-type endopeptidase activity. The record is from RefSeq and is a predicted model, not a curated record. The coding region runs from base 1 to 1863 and encodes 620 amino acids. Lineage: Eukaryota; Metazoa; Chordata; Mammalia; Rodentia; Heteromyidae. Gene Ontology annotation, biological process: proteolysis.